AUGUCUUCCCAAACUGCCCCUGAGAAGAUCAACACCAGCCCCGUGAGGCCCGCUUUCCGGUGGGCCCUCGGCCGCAGGCGGCAGCGGAGGCUGCCCAGUGUCUGCCUUGGUGGAAAGAAGCCCGGCCGCCGGUUGUCGUUCGCCAGGGCUUGUAGGAAAGUGAAGCUGAAUUGGCUUAGGGUAAAGUAUGCCUUCAUGCUUAGGAAACUGAAAAGCUAUUAUGCCUCCCUUUUGAAGGAGAGAGGGACAAUUGGGUCAUUUCAGCAGAGGAUGUAUAUGGAGCAUUCUUUAGCUGUUCCUGUUUUGGGGCCUGCGAUUUGCUGA
Messenger RNA from Striga hermonthica, 324 nucleotides. The record is from the annotation of a GenBank genome assembly. NCBI's taxonomy places the organism in Eukaryota, Viridiplantae, Streptophyta, Magnoliopsida, Lamiales, Orobanchaceae.